Echinops telfairi (small Madagascar hedgehog) is the source of this 1896-nucleotide messenger RNA. RefSeq names its product zinc finger protein 30 homolog. Gene Ontology annotation, biological process: regulation of DNA-templated transcription. NCBI's taxonomy places the organism in Eukaryota, Metazoa, Chordata, Mammalia, Afrosoricida, Tenrecidae. The transcript has 5 exons. The coding region runs from base 148 to 1665 and encodes 505 amino acids. The record is from RefSeq and is a predicted model, not a curated record.
AUGGAAUAUUGUGGAGGUCAUUGAAAACCAUGUGUGUAAAGAGCUUGUCAGAAGAAAACAGUAUCAAUUUCUGACUCCUGUGGAUGCUCUGCUUUUCCAGCAAAUGAACUUUGAGGAACAUUGACCAGUGCUUAUAAUUCUAAUAUCAUGGCUCACGGUUUGGUAACGUUCAGAGAUGUCGCUAUUGACUUUUCUCAGGAAGAAUGGGAAUACUUGGAUUUGCAUCAGAGAAAUUUAUACCGAGAUGUGAUAUUAGAGAACUACAACAACUUGGUGUCACUGGCAGGAUGUUCCCUUUCUAAACCACAUGUGGUUACUUUAUUGGAGCAAGGUAAAGAGCCCUGGAUGGCUGGGAAGGAAAAGAAACUAAGGUGGCGCAUAGAUUUGGAAUCCAAAUAUGACACUAACAAAUUACUUCAAGAAAAAGACAUUUUUGAAAUGAAUUUAUCCCAGUGGAAGAUAAAGGAAAGAAUUAAAAAGCCUGGUCUUGAGGAUGCCUUUGUUGGCAAAGAGAGUGAAUUUAAAAUGAAUUUUGAGGGGCAUAAAUGUGCUCAAGAGAUAUAUUUUGGGCAAAUGAAAACCACCUGUGAAAAAAUGCCCAAAUUCAAAAAACGUGCAACUUUUACUCAAUAUCAAAGAAGUAAUAAUAGAGAGAAACCAUAUGAAUGUGAGGAAUGUGGGAAGGCUUUUAGAGUACGCAAACAACUUACUUUCCAUGAGCAAAAACACACUGGAGAGAAGCCAUAUGAAUGUAAAGAAUGUGGGAAAACCUUUCGACAGUAUGCACACCUUAGUCGACAUCAGAGAAUUCAUGCUUCUGACAAAAUCUAUGAGUGUAAAAAAUGUGAAAAGAUCUUUAUGUGUGGGCCAGACCUUCGGGCACAUCAGAAAAUUCAUACUGGUGAGAAUCCAUAUGAAUGUAAAGAAUGUGGGAAAACCUUUCAAGUGCGAGGACAACUCAGUCUCCAUCAAAGGGUUCAUACGGGUGAGAAACCUUAUGAUUGUAAGGAAUGUGGGAAAGCUUUUAGACAGUAUGCACAUCUAACUCGACAUCAAAGACUCAAUGUUACUGAGAAGUGCUAUGAAUGUAAAGAAUGUGGGCAGACUUUCCUGUGUAGCACAGGCCUUAGAAUACAUCACAAACUUCAUACUGGCGAAAAACCUUAUGAGUGUCAGGAAUGUGGGAAGACUUUUAACCGUGGAUAUCAUCUAACUGUCCAUCAGAGAAUUCACACUGGUGAAAAACCUUAUGAAUGUCAGGAAUGCCAGAAAUUCUUUCGUCGUUAUUCCGAACUUAUCUCACACCAGGGUAUUCAUAUUGGAGAGAAACCUUAUGAAUGUAAGGAUUGUGGGAAGGCCUUUAGACUCUUUUCACAGCUUACUCAACAUCAGAGUAUUCAUUUUGGUGAGAAACCUUAUAAAUGUAAAGAAUGUGAGAAGACCUUUAGGUUGCUCUCACAACUUACUCAGCACCAGAGUAUCCACACUGGUGAAAAACCGUAUGAUUGUAAGGAAUGUGGGAAGGCCUUUAGACUUUAUUCAUCUUUUAUUCAACAUCAGAGAAUUCAUUCUGGUGAGAAACCUUAUGAAUGUAAGGAAUGUAAGAAAGCGUUUAGACAACAUUCGCACCUUACUUACCAUCAGAGAAUUCAUAAUGUAAUUUAGUAAGUUUAAGAAAAUCUUCUGUUUUGAAUUUUGUGUUAAGGAGCAAGAGAAAUUCUAGAAGAAAAGUAUUUGACCAUAUGAAUCCCUUUUACUUUAAUUUUAACGAACCCACCAGAAGUUUUAUUUAAAGGAAAAAUUGUGUUAAUGCCUAUAAAGCUUUCUAUCACCUCUCAAGCCAUGUUACAAAAUUCAUUCUGAAAAAAUAAAUAUCUUGAGUUUGUAUUAAAGAGA